UGGAAACAGGAUCCCUGCGUUCCACUAUCUGCGCGCGUCUCCGCGGUGUAGUGUCAGUGUCGUGGUGGCGCUGCAACGAGACCCGUCUCGAAGUUCAGGGGAGGAGGGACUUUCUUGAAACGCGGGGGCCAAAGGAGCGACUCCCUGCGCAGACCGGGACAUCCAGUCAUCCAGUCAGUCAUCCAGUCAUCCAGUCAGUCAGUCAGUCAGUCCACCAGUCAGUCCACCGUCCCGCCGCCGGUGCGCGCAUCCGUCCGUCAAGCUGCGCUUCACCUGAGAGAGACAGAGAGAGAGAGAGACAGAGAGACACAGAGAGAGAGAGAGAGAGAGACAGAGAGACAGAGAGAGAGAGAGAACACCAGUCUUCACACUCUGUAAUCACACGAUGGAUUCCUGGACGUCCACCUCUGCGCUCCUGCUCGCCGGGUUUCUUUCCUCCGCAGCCUUCAGUCACUUCGAGACCGAGUGUUACACGGCCAACGGCGAGGACUACAGGGGCCUCCAGAACCAGACCAGCCUCCACGGCGGGAAGCCCUGUCUCUUCUGGAAUGAGACCUUCCAGCACCCGUACAACACCCUCAAAUACCCCAACGGAGAGGGCGGCUUGGGCAGCCACAACUACUGCAGGAAUCCAGAUGGGGACGUCCAGCCUUGGUGCUACAUCGCUGAUAACGAAGACGGGAUCUACUGGAGAUACUGUGACAUCCCUUCGUGCCAGAUGCCGGGGAACUUGGGCUGCUUCAGGGACAGCGGCGACCCGCCCACGCUGUCGGGCACCAGCGAGACCUCCAACAAACUCACCAUCCAAAACUGUAUCAGCUUCUGCAGGAAGCAGCGAUACAAGCUCGCCGGUAUGGAGUCAGGAUACGCCUGUUUCUGCGGCAACGAGGUGGACCUGCCCGACCACCACGGCGGCGAGUCGCCGAGCAUGGAGUGCAACCACGUGUGCUUCGGCGACCACACGCAGCCCUGCGGCGGAGACGGCUGGGUCAUCAUCUUCGACACCCGGGUCGGGGCCUGCGGCGGGAACUACUCCGCUCCAUCGGGGGUGAUCUACUCGCCCGACUUCCCCGACAAGUACGGGCCGGGCCGCGUCUGCUACUGGACCGUCCAGGUGCCCGGGGCGCACGCCCUCCUCUUCAACUUCACCUUCUUCGACAUUUCCCACCAGACGGACAUGGUGGAGCUGCUGGACGGCUACACCAACCAGGUGGUGGCCCGCUUCGACUGGCGCAGCCGGCCGCGGGAGCUGGUGAACGUCACGGGCGACUUUGUCAUAGUCUACUUCUACUCGGACCGCACCAACCAGGCGCAGGGGUUCGCUCUGCUUUACCAAGCACUGAGAAGCCAAGACACCAGGACGAUGGAGGCCGAGGGAGACGGCGAGGACGAGGGCGAGGACGCCCCCAGCACGGCGGGGCCGCAGCUGGCCCGCGGCGUCACCCAGCGCUCCAACAGCACCUCCAACGGACGCUCCUCCCAGAUCCUCUACGUGAUCACGUCCAGCCCCGGCAAACCGGAUCACAACAUGCCAGGUCAGUGGGCUGGACGCGGCGAGACCACCGGCCACAGCGCUAUGUGGACCAUCUACGCUCUGGCCGCGCUCCUCAUCCUCACCGUCGUAGCCAUGGUGGCGAAGCUGCUGCUGCACAUCACAGUCAAGUCCCCCAACAUCCCCACCGUCAGCGGGUCGGACAGCUGCAGCCAGAGCACGGCGUCCUCCGAGCCCUGGAUCAUCCUGUACCGGCCCUCCACCAUCUCCCUCUUCAAGAAGAAGCUAAAGAACCACCACGGCGACCUCAGCCCCCUGGUGGGCAACUAGCGCCACCGCUGCGCUCGUUCGCCCGUUAACCAAAAUACGCCGCCGCCGCCGCCGCCACCCACAACUAUUCCGUAUCGAGGGGUCAUCAGAUGCCAGGGCCCCCUCAAGACAAUGACUCUCUACGAGGCGCCGCCACGCUGCCAACGCCAACGACCGAGUGGCUAAAGACAAUGACAGUGACUGCUGCUAAAAACGGCCCCCCCCCCCCCGCAGGGGCCCCGAGUGGCCGCGCCCUCCCAUCACGCUCAGCACCAAAGAGGCGAGGGACGGGCGGGGGCUUCCAGCGACCACCACGGUGUGGGAGAGGAGGGCCGAGAGGAGUGGGACGGAAAGGGAGAAGACAGGACUGGACUGCAGCUCUGACGAAAGAUGCUUUUUCAGACGCGCGGGGAGUUAUUCUGGUGUUCGGCGAGGCUCCAUUUCAUCCACACGCGCACACACCUCCGCAAUCCCUUCCAGCCCGCGGCCCCGCCGCUGAAGACACAGCUUAGGAAAAAAACCUGGUGCUUUCAGAGUCACAGUGGCGACGGACUCUUCGUCAGUAUCACGAUGAGGAAACGGAGUCGGUGACACACAUGAGCGUAACAGUUCCACACAGCUUCUUCCAACUGGGACGAUUGAACACUCGCAGCCCAAACCCCCCCCCACCACCCCCACACAAUCCUCCCGUGCAAAGAGUGGUGUAUGCAACUGUACUUUUUGAUUUCCCCGUUUGCAAAGUGCUGAUGUUUUGUUUUUUGUUUUUUUUUUGUUUUUUUUGCGUUUGACAUGAAAACCAGCUUUCUGAGGCGGAGGGAAAAGAACGGGGGGCGGCGGAAGUGUCACGCAGAGAGAAGAUCUCACGGCACUUUGGGGGUUUGAAAUCGCAUAGCCGUGAAAAAAGAAAAACCAAAAGAUCAGAGAGCGCCCACUCGGUUCACUCGGCGCUCGUGUGGAUCUGGGUGGAGCGACGACGAUGGAGGGGGUGGAGGGGCGCAGGCGGGGGGGGGCAGCAGCAGCUUGCUGACAAACUGCCAUUUAGGGAGACUCGGGGAAGAUCUGAGGGCUUUUUCUCUCUUUUUUUUCCUGCUCGUUUGUGGGGUUGGGAGUCGUUUGUCGAUGGCGUCCAAGUGCCUUAUGGGUCCCCUCCCGCCCCUCGUGAUCCCUUUGUAAAUCUGUGUGGACGUGAGGAGUUUCAUUCCAAACAAAAAAAAACAGGUUUUCCGCCACUUCAAUGUAAAGAGAAAAAAAGGAAACAAAACCGAUAUACGCCAUAUCUUGUAUAUCUUGUACAGCCAUUUGAAAGCGUUCAAUGUUUUAAAACCAUGGUACACUCAACCGAACACCUCUCCAGACCGGGUCUCCUACGUUGUUGUUUACUGAUGAUGUUUUGUACUUUCUUCCCCCCCCCAAAAUAACCCCCAACAUAUAGUCUUUUGGAAUAGAGCUCUUCGAGUAGUAACCGACGAGGCUUCAAAAGAAAAACAUCUUUCUAAUUCUGCCCGUCUUUACCUUUUCUGUGUAGUCUUGGACAUUUACUGAACAUAUUGUUCACAUUAAGUUGUCUUUUGAUUGCAGGGCGGAGGGGGGAGGGGAGGGGAGGGGAGGGGGGGGGUAUUAUUGUACAUUAUGUAAUUCAGUGUGGAAAUGGAAUGAUGAUAUUUAUGUGUCCGCUCUUUUUAUUUUGUGUCUAGGCAACGCAUUUGAGAAUCCUGUCAAAGUGCUCUCUGUAACUGCUCAUCAACGCAGUGGAAUGCGUUCUUUUCUUCUCUCUCUCUCUCUCUCUCUCUCUCUCUCUCUCUCUCUCUCUCUCUCCUUGGAGAGCCGUAAAUUGCCUACAUUUUUUUUUUUUUUUUUAAAUCACAAAAUGCUGCAGACCCUCCCGAAGCUUUCGCUUGCCACCUCAAUUUCAGGCCCAAAAAGAUUUUGCAGUAAACAAGCGGGGACCGAAAGCACUCGGCGGUACUGCGCACGGGCUGACAAGCGGACCUGCAGCCGCGGCGGUGGCGUUUUAAGCUCCUCGCAGAGAAGGUCGACGUCCAACUGGUGCCCCAUUGGCGUAGCAAUUCCCGCCCAGGAACUGGGUGUUAUCUGUGGGCAGGCACCUGCAGAUUGGUGCCCCCCCGCCCCCCGGAUAGAAAUCUCCUAACACACUGUCAGGAUGAAUACGGAAGAGAUCCGAGGCCACAAAUGCACUUAGAUUUGAUUCUGCUUGCCAUAAGAAACACUUCUUAUUCGCUGUUGGUUUUCAGAAUGGAAAAAAAGAGACACGUACCUUUUUGCAGCAGCAGCAGCAGCAACCUGAGCACUUGAGGGACAACAGGUCAUAUUUUACCCACAAUUCAGCAGCGGAGUCAGGUUGGAGUCAAAAGAUGCAUUUGGAGAUCAGCGACCUUUCUCUCGCCCAAAUGCGACCCCUGCUCCGCGCUGCCUGCCUGUCUCGGGCUGGAUCUCCUCAUGUUAAUUAUGGCAAGACAAGAGCACAUGCCCCCGGGUCUGUGUGCGACGUGCAGGGCCGGCCGUGCAGGCGUAGACGGAGCGAGAGCAGGCGAGAGAGCGAUGGGGGAAAUGAAAGUGCGUUCAAAUGUAACACAAGCUAACGACAUCCGACAGUUUGAAUCUUACAAGGGCAUAUUUGUUUGGAUAACCCUGGUGAAUUAUGCAACACCCCCCCCCCUUGUUUUUCUGUCCCAUCCCUCCAGUCAAUCGGUAAAAAAAUUCCACGCCAUCUCCUCCUGAGCGAUGGAAACAAGUCUUUGUUUCAACACCCCCCCCCCCCCC
Scophthalmus maximus (turbot) is the source of this 4582-nucleotide messenger RNA. It is a transcript of the gene kremen1, whose product is annotated as kringle containing transmembrane protein 1. The transcript has 9 exons. Gene Ontology annotation, biological process: multicellular organism development. Bases 386 to 1822 code for a protein of 478 amino acids. The record is from RefSeq and is a predicted model, not a curated record. Gene Ontology annotation, cellular component: plasma membrane. NCBI's taxonomy places the organism in Eukaryota, Metazoa, Chordata, Actinopteri, Pleuronectiformes, Scophthalmidae.